Molecule: messenger RNA, 858 nt
Organism: Lobosporangium transversale
Lineage: Eukaryota; Fungi; Mortierellomycota; Mortierellomycetes; Mortierellales; Mortierellaceae
Exons: 2
Coding region: 64-708 (214 amino acids)
Source: RefSeq, a predicted model, not a curated record
UUAAAAAGAAGGCCAGCAUCUUGAACAAAGAAAUUCAAGUUCCUUUUUUAUUUUGAGUUGGUGAUGCCUAAAACUAUAAUAAAAAAAAACAAGAAUACCACGCCAGAAGGCCCUCCUCCUCCUUACGAUGGUGCAGAAAGCCUUUCUUCCUCUGCAAGUGCCACCGUCUACUUCAAACCAAUUCGCAGCAAACUGUGCAUCGCCUACACUACUACACCGACAAAAACUGGCAAGUUCCAACUGCCCGGGGAAGAAUGUAAUGAAGUUGGACAUAUAGCGUUUCCUCGGCAUGUCCACAAAUGCCGUCGGUGCCAGACGAGCAUUGCAGACAUAUUUGAGGAGAAAAAAAAAUGUCCAAAAAACGCCACGUUUGUGAUACUGCCUGUCAGGCUCAGCAGUCCCUGGCAUUAUAUCGAUCCGACCCCACUCGUCAUGUCCACAGAACUCUCCACUCAUCCCCCUCCCCCGCCAGACCCCGUCGAGGUACCCUCUCCUUACAGGGCAUACCGCGUGACCCCACCACCGCGUUCCGAAAUCCUCGACAAGUAUGGCAGUGAUGCUGAUGGUGGUACCAUAGCAUCUCGUCUAAGAUCUCUAGAGAAGGAUGUCUCCGAGAUGAAGAGCACCAUGGACGAACUGAAAAGCACUAUAAUAAGCGAACUGAAGAUCAUUACAACCGAGAUCUGUAAAAAAAAUGAUCGCGCCUGAGGCCAAAAAUGGAGGAUUUCAGGAGAUGUGAACCCCUUCCUGUGAGAUUAUCCUUUGUUUGUGUCAACUUUAUGAGUAGUCUCGAUAGCUGCAAAAAAAUGUCAAUCAAAGGGUUUAAUCUUGACCAAAAGUUAGUUUUCCGAAUGCGCC